Molecule: messenger RNA, 1344 nt
Organism: Miscanthus lutarioriparius
Lineage: Eukaryota; Viridiplantae; Streptophyta; Magnoliopsida; Poales; Poaceae
Source: the annotation of a GenBank genome assembly
AUGGAUCCCUUUUCCAAGAAGCGCAAGCCCGACGAGAACGGCGCCGUCACCGCCUCUCCAGCCGGUGGGGCUGCCACGCUGGGCCUCACCCGCGACGACGUCCUCCGCCUCCUCGAGCCGCUCUCCCGGGACCAGCUCGCGGACAUCGCGGCCGCCGCCGCGCUCGUCUCGGCGCACGCGCUCGACGCCGUGCGCGCAGCCGCCGACCGCGACCCGGCCCUCCGCAAGCUCUUCGUUCGGGGGCUCGGGUGGGAGACCACAUCCGACUCGCUCCGCGCCAUCUUCUCCUCCUAUGGGGACCUCGAGGAGGCCGUCGUCAUCACUGACAAAGCCACGGGGCGGUCCAAGGGCUACGGUUUCGUCACCUUCCGCCACGCUGAUUCCGCCGUCCUCGCACUCAAGGAGCCAUCCAAGAAGAUCGACGGUCGCAUGACUGUCACGCAGCUCGCCGCCGCCGGCUCGGCAGGCGGGCCGUCCGGUGGGGCCGCCGGCAGUGGCGGUGCUCCUGUGGCUGAUGUGUCGCUCCGGAAGAUCUUCGUUGGGAACGUUCCUGCAGACAUGCCGUCGGAGCGUCUCCUUGCGCACUUUGCCGCCUAUGGCGAGAUUGAGGAGGGGCCGCUGGGGUUUGACAAGCAGACGGGCAAGUUCCGGGGCUUUGCACUUUUCGUUUACAAGACACCUGAGGGUGCGCAGGCAUCCCUAGUGGACACGGUCAAGGUAAUUGACGGCCACCAGCUUGUAUGCAAGCUUGCCAUAGAGGGGAAGAAGGGGAAGCAGGGGCAAUCACAGCAAUCUGGCCCUGGCAACCAGCAGCAGCAGCAGAUGCUGCCGGGUGGUCCGCAAGACAUUCAGGGAGGCCUUGGGCUUGGGUCACAAAUGGGAGCGCAGUAUGGUGGCCCUGGGAACGGUAUGCCUUCGUUUGGUUUUGGUGGUGUUGGCGGCGGGUUUGGGGGUCCAAACCCUUAUGGUAACAUGCCAUCUUCCAUGGGUGGAGGAGGCGCAGGUGGUUUAGGGUCGAUGGGAGGCCAGGUGCCCACUGGGCUGGCUGGUGCUGGGGCUGGUGCAUUUGGGCCUGGGGGAUUGGGUGGUGGCUCAUUUGGGGGAUCAUCUCAGUUUGGUGCUGCUGGGAUGGGGGCAUAUGGUGGCCUUGGAAUGGGUGGAGGCUCCAUGUACCGCAUGCAACAGGGAGCAGGUGGGCUGCCUGCAGGCGCAUUUGGAGAAGGAGGCAACUAUCCUCUUCCAGGUUCUGGUUUCCGGGGCCAGGAUCCUCAAGGUGGAAUGUCUCCUCCUGGUCCAGGUGCCAGGGCUCCUCCUAUGUAUCCCAACGUGCCGCCUUAUUUCUAA